ACGGUAACAGACAGACUCGACCUGCUGCUCAAGUGUCAUCUUUACCACGACAACUACGGCUCGGAUCACCGGGCUACCUUCUCAGAAUGGAUUCUAGACACUAAGCGUAACACCAAUGCUAAGCCAAGGAAAGCCUUCGACCGAGUGGACUGGGAGAAGAUUGGAAUGGAGGUGCUGAGCCUUAUGGGAAAACAAGGGGAGCUACAUUCAGCCGAGGCGUUGGAUGCAACAGUGGAAAAGCUCACCACUACGAAGGCAAGCGCGGUCGAAAAGCAUACACCCGAUCUACGACCUUCCCCGUACGCCAAACAAUGUUUCACCGCCGACCUCAAGAGCUACCAAAACGAAGUCUGA
Molecule: messenger RNA, 354 nt
Organism: Penicillium arizonense
Lineage: Eukaryota; Fungi; Ascomycota; Eurotiomycetes; Eurotiales; Aspergillaceae
Exons: 2
Source: RefSeq, a predicted model, not a curated record